Molecule: messenger RNA, 1232 nt
Organism: Gossypium raimondii (Peruvian cotton)
Lineage: Eukaryota; Viridiplantae; Streptophyta; Magnoliopsida; Malvales; Malvaceae
Product: NADPH-dependent aldo-keto reductase, chloroplastic
Exons: 7
Coding region: 63-1034 (323 amino acids)
Cellular component (GO): cytosol
Molecular function (GO): aldose reductase (NADPH) activity
Source: RefSeq, a predicted model, not a curated record
UUUUUGUAUUUUGUGGCAACCUCGUUUAGUUGCCGUCUCUACUCUCUAUAUAAAAGGACUCCAUGGAUGAUGAUUCUGUGGUGAAAAUGGCUGCGGCAAUUAGAUAUUUUGAUCUUAAUACAGGGGCUAAGAUUCCCUCUGUUGGCCUAGGAACUUGGCAGGCUGCUCCUGGAGUCGUUGGCAAUGCAGUGGCCACUGCUAUUAAGCAUGGAUACCGGCAUAUCGACUGUGCUCAAGUCUAUGGGAACGAGAAAGAGAUUGGUUUGGUUCUAAAGAAGCUUUCCGAAGAUGGUGUGGUGAAGCGUGAAGAACUUUGGAUCACUUCCAAGCUAUGGAACACUAAUCAUGCACCGGAAGACGUACCAGAGGCAUUGAAUGGUACCUUGCAAGACCUGCAACUGGACUAUGUAGAUCUCUAUCUGAUGCACUGGCCGAUCAGCAUGAUAAAGGGAGCAGUUGGCUUUGAACAAAAGGACCUAACACAACCUGAUAUAACCAGUACAUGGAGAGCAAUGGAGGCACUUUACGACUCCGGAAAGGCUAGAGCUAUUGGAGUAAGCAAUUUCUCUUGCAAGAAGCUUGAAGAUCUGUUGGAGGUGGCUGGAAUUCCUCCAGCUGUGGUUCAAGUUGAAUGCCAUCCUAUAUGGCAACAGCCUAAACUACAUGCAUUAUGUAAAUCCAAGGGAAUUCAUUUAACUGGGUACUCACCGCUGGGCUCCCCAGGCACAGGUUUCGUGAAGAAAGAAGUUCUGAAGAAUCCAGUUGUGAAUAUGGUAGCAGAGAAAUUGGGCAUGUCCCCUGCUCAAGUUGCCCUCCGUUGGGGGCUGCAAAAGGGUCAUAGUGUUUUGCCUAAGAGUACAAAUGAAGUGAGGAUCAAACAAAACUUUGAUGUUUUCGAUUGGUCCAUACCCGAAGACUUGUUGGCCAAGUUUGCUGAAAUAGAGCAGGAGAGGCUGAUCAAAGGCUCCGUUUUCGUACACGAAACAUUGGGUGCAUAUAGGAGCAUUGAAGAACUAUGGGAUGGUGAAAUCUGAGAAAAGGAACAUCGCAUCAGGUGUUGUUAAUUAAAUAAGAAAAUGCUGUAGCAUUUGGAGAACUGACGUUUGAUCGAGUACCAGUAUUGAGUGUAGGUUUGCUUAGCUGAAACUACCAAUAAUACCCUUUAAUUAAGGGUUAGUAUGUAAUUUAUCACGUGAAUAUUAAAAUUUAUUACUAUAUUUUAUUUUAAUUAA